AUGUGCUCAGACAUCUACAAGCGGUGGAUAGCAGGUCUGCUGGGUGUUGAUGUACACUGCAGUUAUGGAGUAACGGACAGAAGGGGUUUUGUAGAAGAGAGAAAAGGUAUCUACAUCACUGUGUUGACUUCAGGACAGAAACCGUAAUACACUGCACUGUCUUCAGGUCAGAAACAGUAAACACACUGCACUGUCUUCAGGUCAGAACAGUAAUACAACUGCACUGUCUUCAGGUCAGAAACAGUAAUACACUGCACUGUCUUCAGGUCAGAACACGUAAUACACUGCACUGUCUUCAGGUCAGAACAGUAACACACUGCACUGUCCUUGCAGGUCGGAACAAACAGUAACACACUGCACUGUCUUUAGGGUCAGAACAGUAAUACACUGCACUGGUCUUCAGGUCAUAACAUAUAAUACACUGCACCUGUCUUCAGGUCAGAAACAGUAAUACACUGCACUGUCUUCAUGUCAGAACAGUAAACACUGCACUGUCUUCAGGUCAAACCGUAACCCAACUGCAUCUGUCCUGCCGGCCUCCGACCGUACGGCCGCUACAAUAGGUAGUACGUACGGCCCAGUACAUCCUGGUCCAAGCUUCCUGCCAUCCAGGACCCUCAAUACCAUGCGUGUCAGAGGAAGGCCCACAAAAUGGUCAAAGACCCAGCCACCCUAUCAUAGACUGUUCUCUCUUCUACGCAACUGAAGCGGUACUGGAGACUUGGAGCGCCAAGUUCUCGGACAAAAGGCGCCUUAACCACUUCUAACCCCCAAGCAACGACUCCUGAACAAUAUAAUCAAAUGCUCACCUCAAGUAUUUACAAUUGCCCCUCGCUGUUUAUUAUCUAUGCAUAAUCCACUUUAAACCCAUACCUACAUGUACAAAUUACCUCGACUAACCUGUACCCCCCUCCCCCCACUGCCCCGCGCACAGUGACUCGGUACCCAACACCCGGUACCCUGUAUAAUGGCCCUCGUUAAUUGUUAUUUUAUUGUGUUCUUUUUAUUAAAAGUUUUUACUUUUGGUUUAAUUAUUUUCUUACUUCUCUUUCUUGAACUGCAAGGUUUGUUAAAAGAAGGGCCGUAUGUAAGCUUUUUAGGUAAGGUAAACACGCUGGUUUAUUUUUUCUUUUUUCCCGUUUCCUCCCGUGUUCUCGCCUUCCGCUUUCGUUCCCUUCGUUCGUCCUUUUUCGUUUCCCUUCGGUUUCGUGUCGGCGCACAUGUGACAAAUUACAAUUUCAUUUCAUUUCAUUUGAUUUGGCACAAAGGUCAAAAGAGAUUGAGGGAGGGGGCUGGGGAAGAGAUAUCGAUUUUAGCUCUCUCUCGAUCUGAUCCUUUUUUUGGGUGUUCUCUCUCUCCCCCUCUCUCCCUUUUGGCUACCUCCAUUUUUGGUUCUUCUUCUGUGCUUGUUUUUUUUUUGUUUUGCGCUCUUUCUUCGCUUCUCUCUCGCGCUCUCGCGCCCGGGUUUUGUGUGUUUCUCUGAUCUCUCCGCGCUCUCCUCCAUCUCCUUCUCUCUCCGCUCUGCCUCUCUUCUCUCUCGCUGCGCGCUCUGUUUUUUUUUUGUGUUCUGUUUCUCUUCUCGCGCUCUCCCCUUUGUUUGUUCUGUCUCGCUCUUCUCUCUCUCAUCUCUCUCUACUCUCUCUCCUCUCGCUUCUCCCGCCUCUCCCGCCUCUGACUCGCGCUCUCUCAUCCCGUUUCGUGGGUCUUGCCUCGCUCUCUUGUUGCUCUUGCCGGGUCCUGUGCACUCACCUCUAUACGGGGAGUAGUCAUGGCCUAUGCACCUUGUACCCAAUGCAUAAUUUAUGUUAGAUGAGUGGUGACACGAAACUGUAAUACCAGUGUAAAAAAUCUGUACCAGUACUGAUACUCCCACCUUUUGCUUAUGUCAUAAUCCUCUGUGGUUAUUCAUUUGCACUGAACAAGUCACAACCCUCAGAUCAGGUGUUUCUGAUCAUGUGCUAAUAUACUAUCAGAUAGGUUUUAUUGUAAGGAGAUGAAAGUACGUCUCUUCUACAUCACUUGUUGGCUGGCCUUGCACAGUAAUAAACUGCAAAAACUGUCCCUUCAGGUCCUCCCUGAAAUCAAACCAAAAAGGAGAUGAAGAUAAGCCUCUUUUCUCCACCGAUCUCCCCCCACUCAGCAACAAACCAACAAAAACAUUGAAGUGCUUUUCACUAAAGUGGGUUCCUUCCAAGUUUUAAAAUGACUUCCAAUUUACACAUAACCCUGAGUUUCAAUCAAAUCAAUAGAGCAGUGUCUCCUUGCUGACUGUUGGUACCCAAUAGUAUCAUGCGUAGUUAGGAAUAUUAUGGCUGGCCGGUGAUUUGAAACGUUUCCUUCCAGGUCCUUCUAUUAGUGGCAACAGGGCUCCUGAUUAACCAUGCCACGGAAACGGACUCUCCUGUGGAGAGAGAGAGAGAGAGAGAGGGAGAGAGAGAGAGAAGAGAUAGAUAGAGAGGAAGGAGAGAGAGAGGAUAAGAGUGAGAGAGAGAGUGAGAGAUGAGAGGAGAAGGAGUGAAGAGAGAGGAUAUUUCAUUCAGUUUGAUGACAUUCGUAGAUUUGUUAGGCUUCUCAUCGUAAGUGAUUUAAUACCUGUCACCCAGAGUGGUAGAGCUGCCAGGUGAAUCAGAACUCUGAACAUGAUGAUGAAGGAGAAGAUUAUGAUGAUGAAGAUGCUGAGGAAGACGAUGAUGAUGAGGAUGCCUCAGUGGAGGAGUGAUAUGAGUGUCUCCUGGAUGAAGCUCUGAGGUGAAAGGAGAGGGGCUGAUGUUGUAGUAUCCUGUUUCCUUUAGGGUGGUGGAUAGUGAGAGUGUUAGAGGGAGUGGCAGGAAGCCUGUACUGUAAAGCUUGCUCAUAGGACCUCACUGUGAACAUGACUGAUUACAUGAUCAUGACAAUGAAACCAUCAGACAUUAGAAGAACUAGAGUUAGAGGUCCCCCUACAGUACGUGAUGAGACCAUCUCUUUACAUAUUAUAUUCCAUCCUAUUGAAACUCUGGGGUUUUUGUGCAGCUGUGCUUGUCGUCUGUAUCACUGUGUUCACUCACAGCACAGAAGUACAUGCCGCUGUCUCCUGCCUCCACCUUCUUCACUGUGAAAGAUCCAGUCUCAGCAUCUGUCUUAACAGUUGGAUAUUUGUCUUCACCGAAGGCUCCAUAGUCUGGUUUGCUAUAACUACUUGUGAAGACUACCUGCUUCAUUCCCUCUCCUGGACGCUGUCUGUACCAGUACAUCUGGUAGUAGUCAGAUCCCUUAGUGUGACUGCAGUUCAUCUGAGCAUCACUGUCUUUCAGUCCCCAGAGUAUGGUGGGUGUCUGAGUGACUUCACUCCCCUCAACAAGACCUGUAAGGAUACAGUGAGAACGAAAUCAAUAGAGUUAGAUACAGUUAGACCUGAAUACAUCAAGACUCAGGUGAAGUGAACGUAUGCUUGGAAACAUCAAUAUCUAUAACUAUAGAAGGCCGUCAUUAUAAAUAAGAAUUUACUUCUCAACUUUCCUGGUUAAAUAAAUGAAACAUUAUGAAACUUUACCUGCAGCACAGAGCAGUAAGACAGUAACAGUGAAGAGAAAUGUGAACAUGUUUGAUCACGUUAUAUGUGAGAGUGCUGGAAAGAGUCUGGUAUCAAUGUACAGAAUAAAAGAGGAGUGUCACAUAGAUGAAUAGAUGACAAUCAGUAGACCACGGCAGGUUUCACCAUAUUGAACAUGUCAGUGAAGUGGGAGGGACACUGAUGAUCUGAAUACAUCAUGCAAAUGACUGGUUCAGACUGUAGAGACGUUCACAUUAUUAAAGAUAGAGGUCCCCCUACAGGACAUGAUGAGACCAUCAGCUCUUUAGAUAUUAUAUUCUAUCCUAUAGAGCUCGCCAGCUUGUAGUCCUAAAAAACUGAAAGGAGGCAGCAUUUUCUACCUCUGGUUCGUUGGCCGUUGCUAUGGGAGAAAUUAAGUGGGGAAAUAAUGGGGUUUUGGGAUAGGUUAACACAGGCUUUGGAGAACUUAUAGGUUUUGUUCUGUGAGAUAAUAUCAGUCAGUUAACAUGACCUUUAUGAAUUAUGAAGCCUUUAUGUGCUCAAAAUAAGUCUGUUGCUAACGAGUCGCUAACUGUCAGAGAAAUGGAACUACCACAUUAGUCGCAGCAUUUUUCACGUCACUACGCUGACCACGCAAACUAGUCUUCUACAGUCUGGCUAAAAAGCUAGUUAGCUUAGUUAGCUUUUUGAUCACCAGUUCGAACGAAAAUGGAAAUCUCUUCAGCGGGAAGAUGCUCGUUUUAUUGGUUCCCGAACGAUAAAACUGGGUUUUUGUUAUAUUAUAUCAACUCUGGGGGUUUAGUGCAGCUGUACUUGUUAUAUUAUAUCAACACUGGGGGUUUAGUGCAGCUGUACUUGUUAUAUUAUAUCAACACUGGGGGUUUAGUGCAGCUGUACUUGUUAUUAUUAUAUCAACUCUGGGGGUUUAGUGCAGCUGUACUUGUUAUAUUAUAUCAACACUGGGGGUUAGUGCAGCUGUACUUGUUAUAUUAUAUCAACACUGGGGGUUUAGUGCAGCUGUACUUGUUAUAUUAUAUCAACACUGGGGGUUUAGUGCAGCUGUACUUGUUAUAUUAUAUCAACACUGGGGGUUUAGUGCAGCUGUACUUGUUAUAUUAUAUCAACACUGGGGGUUUAGUGCAGCUGUAC
This is a messenger RNA of Coregonus sp. 'balchen', 4681 nucleotides long. The record is from the annotation of a GenBank genome assembly. Lineage: Eukaryota; Metazoa; Chordata; Actinopteri; Salmoniformes; Salmonidae.